Scomber japonicus (chub mackerel) is the source of this 1294-nucleotide messenger RNA. RefSeq names its product TEN1 subunit of CST complex (gene ten1). The transcript has 3 exons. Lineage: Eukaryota; Metazoa; Chordata; Actinopteri; Scombriformes; Scombridae. The coding region runs from base 110 to 508 and encodes 132 amino acids. Gene Ontology annotation, molecular function: telomeric repeat DNA binding; telomerase inhibitor activity; single-stranded DNA binding. Gene Ontology annotation, cellular component: CST complex. The record is from RefSeq and is a predicted model, not a curated record. Gene Ontology annotation, biological process: negative regulation of telomere maintenance via telomerase.
ACAGAGUAGUCAAUGAGUCCUCAACACGUUUUACUCCUCACAGUACUCAACUGUCUCCGAAUGUGAGACAGUUUUUAUCUCUUAGAAGCAUUGUUUUUCUUUUACCACGAUGCUUCCCGCAGUUGCAGUGCCUUAUUUCCCAUGGGAAGUGAUAUCUGGAGCAGUACAGGAGGGAGCAUCAGUGAGAACUUUUGGCAGACUUGUCAGCUAUCAGCCUGAGGAGUCCAGGGCUACACUGUCAGCUCAGCAUGCUUCGAAAGAGCACCAUGUGGUUGUACGCACCUCGUUUGUGGAGCCCUUUAACCCAAUAGUUGGGGCCCAGUAUAUUGUUCUGGGUGAGAAAGAAAAUACUGAUGGGGAUGACGUGAUGGUUCGUGCCCGUGUGCUGAACUGUGUCGAUGGUGUAAACAUUGCUCUUCUACAGAAAGCAAUUAAUGAGCAAAGGAGCUUCUUCAGGGAGAGGGACUGCAAACAGGAUGAUGCUGCACAAUCUGCAGAUGCAACCUGAUCUGGGCCUUCAUGCAUCAAGUUUCCCAGACUGCUCAUGGAUCGUCAGAGCUACCUAACCGACUCUUAAAGCUGUUUGCCAAGGUGCACAGUGCUGUUGUGUGAGCUCAAAUGAACUUCAAGACCAUUCAGUUCAAAAAAUAAGGGACAAAGGUUUAGUUCCAUCAGUUUAUAUGAAUAUCAUGCCGACCUCUGAUCAUAACAGCUUUUUACACUUUUUCAGUGGAUAAUAUUUGAUCGUUAAAGCUGCAAAUUAAUGGACUGAUAGUCAGGCUUCAAGUUUGGCCAGUUAAGAAUUAAUUGCAGAUGUUUUGGCAAUAUUGCUCAGUUUCGAGAAGGCUUUUCAGUGCUGCCAUAUAUUUGGAUGUGGAAGUUACCAGACUUAACAUUCCUGAAUUAACUUUGUGGUCUAAUAUCAUUCAAAAUGUUUUAACUUUCCAAACAAUAGACCUAUCAUCUAUGGGUCUUGGUGAAACCCGUGUGAUAUGAAUAAAAAGAAUACAAACUAUGGAUGUAUUCCACUGACAUUAAAAUUGAAAAUGUUUAAAAACAGGUAAACGUAUCCAGUAUCUCACAACAAAAAGCUAAAUGACAACCAUAAUUUAUUAUUUCUCAUCCCUGUAAUCAUCUGGUGAACACUUAGAUUUGAAGGAUUGGUAUAUGGGUUAUAUUUACAACCAGUUCAUGUACACUGGGUGGAGCAAUGCCCAUUAUUUGUUAUUUGAUAUCAGUUGAGGGACACACCCUUUCAUGAAAGUAAAAGUUGAAAACCUGCUUGUGUGUUUCA